GAGGCUGGGCGGAGCAAAAGGCAGAGGACUGUGCCAUUAGUUGAGGGGGAGGGGGAAAUUAUUGCAAGAGGAGACGCGCGGGUAAAUAGCGAGGUUGCGCAUGCGCCGUGUGGUCUGAGUUGCACCGUGGUGGGCUUCUGGAGUCCCCGAGGGAAGUUUGGCCGCAGCUACCAUGAGCACGUGCUCUGUUUCCAAGGGCUGUUUUGUGUUCAAGCCAGAUUCAAAAAAGAGGAAGAUAUCUUCAGCAGCUGACUACUUUAGUAAAGGUAACAAUGAUGCUGAGGAUAGUGGGCUACGGUUUGAUACAUGUCAGUCCUUAUGGAAAGAGAUUAAAUGUGAAACAGAGCAAAUACAAGAGGAUCUCAAUAAAAAACUAUUUGAUAACCUCCUAGAUUUUUUGAGAAAAUCCCAUCUGGAUUUCAAACAGAAGAAAACAGAGUGGGCUUCUCGCAUGAAGUCUAAUGAAAUUCCAACUGCAGCAGUUGUUCUAGGUGUGAAUGUUACAGAUCAUGAUCUGACAUUUAAAAGACUGGCUGAAGUUUUCCAGAAUGAUGUUACUCCUUUUGUAGUGUCGCUGAAGUCGAAAGAAUGUCCAGGCAUUAAAAACCUAUUGCAGAAGGUGAUGAUUCAGCUAAUGGGUUGCCCAAUAGAUAUGGACUCAUCUGAAGAAGAUGAGUCUUCCAAGAUUUCUCCAAACAGGAUUCGUUACUCUGUGGCAUCGCUUACUAACUGGUAUAGGAGUGUAACCAAGAAAGUAGAUACGGAAACACUAUGCAAAAAAAGAAUAUUUUCAUCUGAACAUUGCGAAUCUCCUCCAGUUGUGGUUAUUUUCAAGAAUAUAGAAAGUUUCUCAUCCAAAGUACUGCAGGAUUUCAUAACAAUCAGCAGUCAUUGCAUACGUGAAUUUCCACUGAUACUUAUUUUUGGAAUUGCCACUUCUCCAAUGAUCAUCCAUAAGUUGCUUCCUCACUCGGUUUCCUCUUUGCUAUGUAUAGAGCUCUUCCAGUCUCUGUCUUGCAAAGAGCAUUUGACUAAAGUAAUUGACAAGCUACUUCUGACAAGUCAGUUUCCCUUUAAACUCAGUGAGAAAGUUCUUCAGGUACUGAUAAACAUAUUUUUGUACCAUGAUUUCUCUGUUCAGAACUUCAUCAAGGGAUUUCAGCUGUCUCUUCUGGAUCAUUUUUAUUCCCAAUCACUCAGUGUGCUGUGCUGUGAGAUUCACAAAGCUAAGAAGAGAGUUGAUUCUUUAUCACACAAUCAGUGUGAAAAUAUUCGAAGACUGCCGUCUUUUAGAAGAUUUGUUGAAAGUCAGGUAUCAAACAAGCAGACUAUACUACUGACAGAUGAUGAAGGCCUAAAGGAAACUGUACAUGCUUUGCUGCAAAACCUACAUACUUACCAUGAAAAUUAUUUCCCAGUUUUACGUUGUCUUCAUGCUUUUACAUCUUCUCUUCCAAAGUAUCCAUUAGGAAAACAAAUAAGGGAAUUGUACUGUGAAUGUUUGGAGAAGAAAGUGUGGGAAACAGAAGAGUAUGAAUCUGCCAUUCAGCUGGUGAGGAUGAUGGCCAAGGAUGAGUUAGUGGCCAUUCUUGAAAAAUGUGUAGAGAUUCUUAAAUCCUCUCCUGCAACACAACCAGGAAACUCUUUAGAGAAAUUCGAAGAGUACCUGAGUCAACUUCAACAUCCUGAAGAAGUUAAUGAAGCUCAAGAGACGUCUAUACCCUCAUUAAAAGAACUUCAGAAGAAGACAGAUCUUUAUCAUCUCCAAAAGACUUUGUUGGAGAUGAAGGAAUCGAGAAGACUUAAGAAACUGACAAAAUUUGAAAUGCUCCGUUUUGAAAUAGUCGACUUUGUAGAUAGCCUUGUAAAAAAGUAUCUUGUACCUGUAGAAAUGCAGACAUUGCAUGAAGUGAUGUACUUCAGUGCAGCCAAUACUCUUCGUGAACAUUUGAAUGCUGCCCCCCGUGUUGCUCUUCACAAUGCUCUCAACAAUCCAUAUUUCUAUCUGAAGAAUGAAUCUUUAAAAAGUGAAGCAGGCUCCAUUUCCAACACAGCUCCUGAUAUUUGUAUAGCCUACAAGCUUCAUUUGGAGUGUGGCAGAUUAAUUAACCUUGUUGACUGGUUAGAGGCUUUCUCAACUGUUGUAAAAGCAGCUGACAACACAGAUUCUUCAGUGAAAGAUCAGAUAGAUGACAUUACCCAUGCUCGGUUCAUUAGAGCAGUCUCUGAAUUGGAACUCUUGGGAUUCAUAAAGCCUACCAAGCAGAAAACGGAUCAUGUGGCAAGGCUGACGUGGGGCAGCUGUUGAUGUGCAUUCUCCCGAGAGGGAAAGAACAGUAAUCUUUACAAGACGGAUAAUUGUCAAGUAAUUUCCAUUAUAGGAGAAAUUCUACUUUGCUGCGAUAAUAAAGUACAUAGAAAUAACCUACUGGAUACUGUUUAUUUGCAUUUAAGUGAAAGCAAUAUAAUGCAAUGGGCAUACUUAAGAUUCUUGGAUUUUUCAGGUGAGAUAUGCCAAUCAAACCCAAUUGGUAGGUGUUAGCUACCAGUAUUUUUUGUUUGUUUGUUUAGUUCACUGGUUAUAUAUAUAGAGAGGGAGACUGGAAGAUGUGGGAUUUUCAUUUGUUUUACCUAUUACACAUGGCUUUAAAAAUUUCAAUGGAGUGCAGUUUUGGAGGCAGCAAAUUGGCUCUAGUCCAUUAUUGUAACUCAUAAAAUCAAUACCAGACCCUUUGAAAGACAAGCUGAUGUCUAGUGUGUUUUUUGGUACUGAGGUCAAACUUGAAACUUUUGUGUUUAAUCUUUGACGUGCUAAAUAUUCAUCGAUUUACCUGGACAACUAUGUUAAUGCUUAUCCAGCAAGGCUUUGAGUGUUUCUUUAAUGUUUACCUUUUUCUUAGUAGGAACAAACAAUUGUACGGUAUUAGUGACAUGAGAUCUAAGUGGCCUACAUUUGUGUACUCUUUGAAAAGGGUGCAACUUUUUAUUAUUCUUUUAACAGUCACCUUGAAAUGUAGAACAAUAUAUUUGUAAUUUUAUAUUAAUUUUGCAUCUUUUGUACUGGCCAUUACUUAUAUGAGAUGACUUUAGACUAGAACCACAUAAAAUAAAAUUAAAAUAUUUGUAACAUGCUGUGCA
Anolis sagrei ordinatus is the source of this 3138-nucleotide messenger RNA. RefSeq names its product origin recognition complex subunit 3 (gene ORC3). Gene Ontology annotation, cellular component: nuclear pre-replicative complex; nuclear origin of replication recognition complex; DNA replication preinitiation complex. Gene Ontology annotation, biological process: DNA replication initiation; DNA replication. Lineage: Eukaryota; Metazoa; Chordata; Lepidosauria; Squamata; Anolidae. The record is from RefSeq and is a predicted model, not a curated record. Gene Ontology annotation, molecular function: DNA replication origin binding.